Messenger RNA from Aegilops tauschii subsp. strangulata, 1361 nucleotides. RefSeq names its product 11S globulin seed storage protein 2. The record is from RefSeq and is a predicted model, not a curated record. Lineage: Eukaryota; Viridiplantae; Streptophyta; Magnoliopsida; Poales; Poaceae.
UUGUGAGAUAAGCAGUUCUGAAGACUGAAGGCUCAACGCUCUUCCACCUCCAGCUCCAGCUCAGGGUAAAUACGUACGUGGGGAAGAGAGGCAUGUCUGCGAAGGCCGGCAAGCCCCUGGUCCAGACCGACGCGGGGGCGUACAUCGCUUGGUCCGGUGCUGACCAGCCGGAGCUCGCAACGGAGGGGCUCGGGUGUGGCCUUCUCGUGCUGAGGCCCCUCGGCUUCGCGCUGCCGCACUAUGCUGACUCCAACAAGUUCGGUUACGUCCUCGGUGGCUCCGGGGUGGCUGGGGUCCUCCCGGUUGACGCCAAGGAGAGGGUCGUCCGCCUGAAGGCCGGCGACGUCAUCGCCGUGCGCACGGGGGACGUCUCGUGGUGGUACAACGACAACGACGGCCACGCUGAUGACUUGUCCAUCCUGUUCAUAGGCGACACGGGGCGCGCCCUCAGCCCGGGGGACAUCUCGUACUUCUUCCUCGCCGGCGGCAACAGCGUCCUGAGCGGCCUUGACGCGGGCCUCCUCACCAGGGCGUGGCCUGGUGUGACGGAGGAGCAGGCGGCCACCGCGUUCCGGAGCCAGCCGGCCGUCCUCCUCACCAGGCUGAGCGCGAAGCUGCCCGGCGUAUGCCCGCGCGAGCACGACAGGAAAGGGCUCGUCGUGAACGCCGGCCACGUCGCCGCAGGGACCCUGAAGACGCUCACCGGGUCGGAUCUGGACGCGCUGGGCGGCCUCGGAUUCAGCGCGGUGCUCCGGCGUCUCGAGCCCGGCGCCGCGAGCGCGCCGUGGGUGCUUCGCGAGGGCGCAGCGCAGGCGGUGUACGUGGCACGUGGGAGCGCGCGCGUCCAGGUCUCGUCUGCCGCGGGCGACACGCUGCUGCUGGACGAGGAGGUCCCCGCGGGGAGCUCGUUCGUUGUGCCACGGUUCGCCGUUGCGCUCGUCGCCGCCGGCGCUGAUGGUGCUGAGUGGGUCUCGCUGAUCAAGAGCGCCAGGCCGGCGGUGGAGCACCUGACCGGGGAGGGCUCUAUUUUCGGCGGCCUGACUCCACAGGUGGUGCAGGCAUCGCUGAAGGUGGCGCCGGAGCUGGUGAAGCUGCUCUGAGCGGUGGUGACCGACUCUCGGUGCACGUGUGCGUUUACUUUCUCUCGUGCGUGUCAAAUACGCUUUCUCCAACAAGAAGAUCGUCGUGCACGCUGUAUGCUGUGGCGACGUGUAUCACUUGGUCUGUGAUUGUACGCUGUACCGUCCUUUUUUCCCCUUCCGAAUAAAAGUGUUAAAUAUCACGGCCUCUGUAUUGAUGGAUGCAUGUAACCCCCGUGCUGUACGUGCUUAAUUACGUGAAUAAGUUGUUUUUAGGGAAAA